Cyclocybe aegerita is the source of this 1131-nucleotide messenger RNA. The record is from the annotation of a GenBank genome assembly. Lineage: Eukaryota; Fungi; Basidiomycota; Agaricomycetes; Agaricales; Hemipholiotaceae.
AUGGCCCCUAACGCCCUCCUCACCCCCGUUCAAGUCGGCUCUAUCGAGCUCAAGAACCGCAUUGGCAUGUCCGCCUUGACGCGCAACCGUGCUCCGGAGACAUACCCCACCGAUUUGAUCAAGGAGUACUACGUCCAACGCGCCAGUGCAGGGCUCAUCGUCUCUGAAGGUAUCUUGAUAACGCGUCAAGGGACUGAAUGGCCCUACGCCCCCGGCAUCUGGGAUGACAAGCACGUCGCUGGAUGGAAGAAUAUCACCGACGCUGUUCAUGCAGCAGGCGGCAAGAUGUACGCGCAACUCUGGCAUGUUGGUCGCGUCGCCCACCCAGAUGCCCCUGAGCAAAAACUCGCCGGGACUCCCGUCUACGCACCUUCAGCGAUUUCCGCCCGCGGAGGGAAGUUCCGCCACAUCCCAGGGACUCCAGGAUACGUUACGCCCACUGCCAUCGAUGACCCCUGGAAAAUCAUCGCGCAAUUCAAGCACGCCGCUAUAAACGCGAAGAAGGCCGGGUUUGACGGUGUCGAACUCCAUGGUGCUAAUGGAUACCUGAUUGCGCAAUUCCUCGACAGUACCGCAAACAAGCGCACCGAUGAAUGGGGCGGCAGCAUCGAAAACCGUUCUCGCUUUGGGCUGGAGGUGCUUAAGGCCCUCAAGGAAGUCUUCGGUCCCGACGUUGCCGUGAAGCUCAGCCCUGCUGGAGGGUACAACGAUGUUGGCAUGCCCCUUCAAGAGACCCUCGACACAUUCUCCUACUUCAUCACCGAGGCGGACAAGUUGAACCUCUCCUACAUCGUCCUCGUCCGCUACACCGCUGGGUUCGACAUCGAGAUCGACGGCGUCCAUCGUUCGACGAAGCAUGACGUGCUCGAGUCCUACAGGCACUUGAUCAAGAACAGCAAAGUAUUCGUCAACGCGGAAGUUACUCCCGAGCUGGGAGAGAAACUCGUCUCUGAGGGCAAGGUCGACGGCAUCUUCAUCGGCUUCAACUACAUCACCCAUCCCGACCUUGUCGAACGCAUCGCGCACGGAAAGCCUCUCGAUAACAUUCCCGACAUCAAGCACUUGCAAACCAAUAAGGACUCGGGCGACUGGGCUACCGGUUUCACCGACUACCCCAGAGCUGUCUAUUAG